UUGGAACUCAGCCGUCCACACACAUGAGACUUUCUCAAACAUAUAAAUAUAAAGUGUAAAGUCGCAUCUGGACGACAAACACCAUGCGAGCGAGGUUUUAGGGGCAGUUUUGUUUUGUUGCGCUCCAAAGUGAGAAGGCGGACAGGACAGCCGCUGGCCAGCUGAAGCUCGCGGCUAGCUCGUCAACGUUAGCCGGGGGAGAGCGCAGCGAAGCGGGGUGAACAUGGAGCUGGACGACGUGGUGCUGUACCAGGACGACUCUGGCGGCUCUGCCAUGAUGUCCGAGCGGGUGUCCGGCUUGGCCAGCUCCAUCUACCGCGAGUUCGAGCGGCUCAUCGAGAGGUACGGCGAGGACGUGGUGAAGGAGCUGAUGCCGCUGGUCGUCGCCGUGCUGGAGAACUUGGACUCGGUGAUCGCUGUCAACCAGGAGCAAGAAGUGGAGCUGGAGCUGCUGAAGGAGGACAACGAGCAGCUGGUCACCCAGUACGAGCGAGAGAAGGCUCUGAGGAAACACGCCGAGGAGAGGUACAUUGUCCUCGAAGAUUCUCAGGACGGUGAGAAGAAAGACCUUCAGCGUCAACUGGUGAAAUUGGAGUCUCACACUCGUCAACUAGAGCUAAAGGCUAAAAACUAUGCAGAACAGAUUAGCAGACUCGAUGAGAGAGAUGCAGAGCUCAAAAAGGAGUAUAACACCCUUCAUCAGAGACACACUGAGAUGAUCCACAGCUACAUGGAGCACCUGGAGCGGUCAAAACACCAACAUGCCGUGACACCAGCAGAGCCCACAGAUACAGGCACAUCCAGCAGGUCACGGAAGGAGCGUCCAGUCUCCAUGGGCAUAUUCCAACUUCCCGGGACAGAAGGUAUGACCCCUGACCUCCAGAGGGUACCUGUGGAUACCGCGUCUGAACCAUGGAGAUAUAACAACCUCAGCCACCCACGUUCCAACACUAGCCUUAAGGAUGAAUUGACCAGUUCGAACCGCAGAGGUUCCAAAACCAGUUCUCCAAACAACCAAUCAAACGUCUCUAAAAGUGGAGCCCCAGUGUCUUCUCAAGCUGGAGGAUCUUCUCAGGACGGUACCUCUAAAUCAAAUACCCCCACAUCCUCACGCACACUAUUUCCUCUUGAUGGCGCGUCCACCGGCACCAGUCCCAUGUCCAGUCAUGCGGGUGGAUCUGCUUCUGCUACAUCUCUGUCUACCACUGCUUCAGACGUGGCCAUGCAGUCUGUGGACACUCCUCUUCAGGAACAGGAGGCUUCAGACAGGCUCAACAGGAACCUGGACAGGAGCAGCGGAAAGCCAGAGAGCAAUAAGAACAUCGCAGCAGUGCAGGAAGGUCAGCAGGGUCAGCAAGGACAUGACGGUCAGGAGUCUGCUUCUACACUGUUUGAAAGUGAAGAUGGAGCAGACAACCUGGAGAAGUCUGAGGUGCAGGCGAUCAUAGAAUCCACUCCUGAAUUGGGCAUGGAUCUUGACGGCUGCAUAGGAACAAGCACACCAGUUAAAGGCGGCAUAGAGAAUCUAGCGUUCGACCGGAACACUGAGUCUCUGUUUGAGGAGCUGUCGUCUGCAGGAAACGACAUGAUAGCAGACAUGGACGAAGGCGCUGACCUACUGGGUAUGGGACGGGAAGUCGAACAUCUUAUCCAUGAAAACACCCAGCUGCUGGAGACCAAAAACGCUUUGAAUGUGGUGAAAAAUGACCUGAUCGCUCGCCUGGAUGAACUGUCCUGUGAGAAGGAGGUUCUUCAGGGAGAGCUGGAUGCUGUCACUCAGGCCAAAACCAACCUGGAGGAGAAGAACAAAGAAUUAGAAGAAGAGCUCAAGAAGUUCCGAGCAGAGCUGGAAGAUUCCAAACAGAAAGUCAAGAUUGAGAAUGAGGAUGAUAGUGAUGUGCCUACAGCGCAGAGGAAGCGCUUCACCAGGGUGGAGAUGGCCAGGGUCCUGAUGGAGAGGAACCAGUACAAGGAGAGACUGAUGGAGCUGCAGGAGGCGGUCAGGUGGACAGAGAUGAUCAGGGCUUCAAAGGAUAAUCCAGCUCUUCCGGAGAAGAAGAAAUCCAGCCUCUGGCAGUUUUUCAGCCGUUUGUUCAGCUCGUCGGGCGGAGCAGCCAAGAAGCCGUCGACGGAGGCGCCAGUGAACGUCAAGUACAACGCACCGACCGCUCAGAUUCAGCCGUCCGUCAAGAAGAGGAGUACCACCCUGCAGCAGCUGCCCAGUGACAAGAGCAAAGCCUUUGAUUUUCUUAAUGAGGAAGUUGCAGCUGAUAACGUGGUGUCCAGGCGAGAGCAGAAGAGAGUGCAGUACCAGCAGGUCAAAGCUCACGUCCAGAAGGAGGACGGCAGAGUGCAGGCGUACGGCUGGAGCCUGCCCAAGAAGCACAAAGCAAAUGGAGGUCAGGCAGAGAGUAAGAUGAAGAAUCUGCCUGUUCCUGUCUUCCUCAGACCACUGGAUGAGAAAGAUGCUUCUGUGAAGCUGUGGUGUGCUGCCGGUGUGAAUCUCUCUGGAGGUAAAACCAGAGAUGGAGGAUCGAUCGUAGGAGCCAGUGUGUUCUACAGUGAUGUGCCUGCACCUGAAAGCCCUAAAAGGAAGAUUGGGUGUCAGAGCAGCCUGGACAAACUGGAUCAAGACAUCAAGGAGCAGCAGAUGGAGCUGAGGCAGCAGGACGAGUUAUCAUCGCUGGUGUGGAUCUGUACCAGCACCCAGUCCACCACUAAAGCUGUUGUCAUUGAUGCCAACCAGCCUGGAAACAUCCUGGAGAGCUUCUUUGUUUGUGACUCUCAUGUCCUCUGCAUCACCAGCGUUCCAGGUGCAAGAGAGACUGACUACCCAGCUGGUGAGGAAGUACCUCCGAACUCUGAGGCAGGAUCAGUGGACGAUGGCAGCUCAACAGCAACCAACAGCAUCUCAACAGGUGAAGAAGGUGUGCUCGGAGGCAUCACUGUCGUGGGCUGUGAAGCUGAAGGAUCAGUCGCUAUUCCCCAGACCGCAGACGGUCCUGGGAAAAAUGGAGGAACUGAAGAAGAAGCUACAGAAGCGACCGAGGCCAGCGCAGGGCUCUCUGACCACAGAGAAGCCCUGAGGGGUGUCUACACCGAGCACGUCUUCACUGAUCCACUGGGAGCGAAGCCCACACCAGAGGCUCCAGCCAACUACACUCAGAGGGAGAGUGAUCUGUUGAAAGAUGGUGUAAGUUCAAACCCCACAGCUGAGGAGCAGGACCUGAUGAGAGAAGAGGCUCAGAAGAUGAGUAGCGUCCUGCCCACCAUGUGGCUGGGGGCACAGAAUGGAUUCGUGUACGUUCACUCCUCUGUGGCCCAGUGGAAGAAGUGUCUCCAUUCCAUAAAGCUAAAGGACGCUGUGCUCGGCAUAGUACAUGUGAAAGGGCGUGUUCUGGUCGGCCUCUCUGAUGGUACCUUAGCCAUAUUCCACAGAGGAGUAGAUGGACAGUGGGACCUGACAAACUACCACCUGAUUGACAUGGGGAGGCCGCACCACUCCAUCCGCUGUAUGACUGUCGUACAUGACAAGGUGUGGUGUGGCUACAGGAACAAGAUUUAUGUGGUGCAGCCCAAAGCCAUGAAGAUCGAGAAGUCAUUUGACGCCCACCCUCGUGCAGACAGUCAGGUACGACUUCUGGCAUGGGACGGUGAUGGGAUCUGGGUUUCCAUCAGGCUGGACUCCACUCUCAGGCUGUUCCACGCUCACACCUACCAACACCUCCAGGAUGUGGACAUCGAGCCCUACGUCAGCAAGAUGCUGGGGACGGGGAAACUUGGCUUCUCAUUCGUGCGAAUCACAGCUCUCACUGUGUCAUGUAACCGUCUGUGGAUGGGCACUGGAAACGGAGUCAUCAUCUCCAUCCCUCUAACAGAGUCAGCCACCACGGCAGCAAAGGCAGCAGGUAACCAUCCAGGAAGUGUGGUCCGAGUCUACGGCGACGACUGCGGCGACAAAGUGACAGCAGGGACGUUUGUUCCAUACUGCUCCAUGGCUCAGGCUCAGCUCUGUUUCCAUGGUCACCGGGAUGCUGUCAAGUUCUUCACUGCUGUCCCAGGUCACGCAAUUCCAUCUGCCUCCUGUGGAGGAGAAGCAGGAGGUGACCGGGCAACAGAUGCCUCAUCUCAGGAAGGAACCAAGUCUAUGUUGGUGAUGAGUGGAGGAGAAGGUUACAUAGACUUUAGAAUGGGUGACGAGGAGGGCGAGGCCGAGGAAGGAGACGAUGCCCCAAUGAAACUGCAGCCCUUAAUGGCCAAAGCCGAGCGCAGCCACCUUAUCGUGUGGCAGGUCCUGGGAAACGAGGACUGAAAUCUGACCUUUGACCCCCAUGCCCAAUUUGCCUUUUUCUUCUCAAACCUGCAGCCACAGAGGAGGCGUUCAGGGGAGCGACCGCCCUCUGCAGCCGCGGGUUUAAUCAGCACUUUUGUCCUUCUCCUCAAACCUGAACAAUAAGCGUGAAACAAGCAAAAACUGCUCUGAGAGCUUUUACUCUUUGGUAAACUGGAGUAGAGCAGUGUAAACACAAACUGCAUGUUAUCGUUUUAUUUCUUGUUUUCUUGUUUUUAUUUUUAUUUUAAAGAUUUAAAUAUCAAA
Limanda limanda (common dab) is the source of this 4597-nucleotide messenger RNA. RefSeq names its product sperm associated antigen 9b (gene spag9b). Gene Ontology annotation, biological process: vesicle-mediated transport. The transcript has 29 exons. Lineage: Eukaryota; Metazoa; Chordata; Actinopteri; Pleuronectiformes; Pleuronectidae. Gene Ontology annotation, molecular function: JUN kinase binding; MAP kinase scaffold activity; signaling receptor complex adaptor activity. Gene Ontology annotation, cellular component: cytoplasm. The record is from RefSeq and is a predicted model, not a curated record. The coding region runs from base 224 to 4312 and encodes 1362 amino acids.